CGCCCUUCAUCCCACCACUCUUUCCACCUCAGAUCCGCUUCUAACUCCCCCUCCGCCGCCUCCUCCCCGACCCUCCAUCUCGAUCUCCCAUCACCUCGCUCUCGCGCUGCACCUCCGGCUCCCGUCACCGCCGCUCCUUCCGUCCCCACCCUGCCCCCUUCCACGCUCCAUCAGAUCUGGUGGCGGCGCUCCCGCCGGCCGGCUACUGUGCGCGGGCCCACCUCUACCUCCGCCUCGCCGUGCCCCUGUCCUUCGUGCUCAUCCUCGCGGUGCUGCUCCGUGCCCAGCCCCUCCUGGGCGUCCUCCCGCCGCGCCGCCGCCCCAGAUCCAGUUUCUCCCCGCCGCCACCCGCCCUCACCUCUCUUCGAGUCUCUGUCCCCUUCUCAGAUCCAUAGCGCGACAUCUCAGCGCCUGCAGCCCCCCUAGGAGUGGCGGCGGUUCUCCUCGCCACCAAGCCAAGGCGCCUCUUGCUGCCCAACUCGGCAGUGCUCCCUCGCCUAGCAGGUGCGGCGACGACUCCAACACACCAGGCAGCCAGACGUCAGAGGCAGCAGCUUCUGCGCCAGGUGGGCAAGCCAGCAGCCCAUCGUCGCGCGCGCGGGGUGGGGUGCCUCUGCUCCCCAUCGCCGUGCGCAUGGGGGCGGCGCUCCUUCUCCGUCGUCUUCGACACGACUGAACAAGAAGGAAGCGAAGGAAGCUUGAAAAGAGAUGUCAUUGGGCUACGCGGAGAAGCUGUCCUUCAGGGAGGAUGUGGGUACUGUGGGUAUGCCUGAGAUCUUCGACCCACCUGAACUAGUCCAGAAUAAGAUAGAAGAGCUUGCAGUCAUGAUGCAAAAGAGUAAGCAUUUAGUGGUGUUUACCGGAGCAGGGAUAUCAACUUCAUCAGGGAUACCUGAUUUUCGAGGGCCCAAGGGUGUCUGGACCUUGCAGCGUGCAGGCAAAGGUAUUCCUAAUGCAUCGCUGCCUUUCCAUCGAGCUGUUCCAAGCUUGACCCAUAUGGCACUAGUUGAAUUGGAAAGAGCAGGAAUUCUGAAGUUCAUCAUAAGCCAGAACGUUGACAGUCUACAUCUCCGUUCUGGAUUUCCAAGGGCGAAGUUGUCUGAAUUACAUGGAAAUUCUUUCAAGGAGAUCUGCCCAUGCUGUAAAACUGAGUACCUUCGUGAUUUUGAGAUUGAGACAAUAGGGCUGAAGGAUACUCCGAGGCGUUGUUCUGACAAGAAUUGUGGAGCUAGAUUGAAAGAUACAGUUCUUGACUGGGAAGAUGCUUUACCCCUUGAGGAGAUGAACUCUGCCAAGGAGCAUUGUCGAUCAGCUGAUCUUGUCCUUUGUCUAGGAACUAGCUUGCAAAUUACUCCUGCAUGUAAUAUGCCUCUGAUGUCAAUCAAGAACGGUGGGAGGGUGGCUAUUGUAAAUCUUCAGGCAACUCCAAAGGAUAAAAAAGCAAGCCUUGUCAUCCAUGGACUUGUAGAUGAGGUAAUUGCUGGAGUCAUGAGCAAGUUGAAUCUGCGAAUUCCUCCAUAUAUACGAACUGACCUUGUUCAGCUCACUCUCCGGCAUUCACUAAAAAAGAAAUGUGUUAGAUGGACUCUCCGAGUAACCAGUAUUCAUGGCCUCCGAGCACCAUUGCCAUUUAUUCAGUCAAUUGAGGUUUCCUUUCCAGAAAGACCUGACAUGAAGCCUGUAGUGCUUAGGGAGCAACCAUUUUCUUUGCAGAGGGAAACAUCCAUGAAUAGAUCAUUUUUCAUGCUGCUGAAAUUGAACUUCAGUGAUGGCUGCAGCUGCUUGAGCUCAGCAAUUGGAUGGCAUGUUGAUUUUCAGGUGAGUAGAAGCAAAAAGGCAGCUUUGUCAGAGAUAGAACUCUAGUCACACGGGAGUUGCAAUGUGCUGCGGAGCAUGAGUCUUGCGCUGGGCAACAAGAGAUUCUCGAAAGGGAGUGCUCGCCAAGAGCUGAGACCGCUAUUCAUGCAAUCGUAACAAACAUUGUUAGUUACGACAUGGGAGAUGACAAGGUUCGACUACCCAGGGACACCGGAAUGAACUGUGGCAGCAGCAACCCCGCCAAACGGAACAUGGAAGGCACUGGUUGCCAUCUGGCAGCGCCGAAGAAGCUAAAGUAUUUAUUUCUGAAAGAUGAGAAGCUAAACUGCUAGAAAGGUGAAGGCAUGCGUAGAACAUGGAUCUUUGUUUUGGUUGUUAGACUAGAUAACAUAGAUGCAUGAGAAGUUGACGUGCAAAGUGUAGAUUAAGAAAAGGCUGAACAGCUCUUUUGUUGCAUAGGAAAGUUGACAGACCUUUUGUAUGAUACAACUAGGUUAGCUACCUCAUGUUGGGGAGUCGCAAAUAUUAAGAGUAGCAUGUAGGGAUGACCGGAUGAAGUCCCACCUUUUGGGUUAUUGGAUCGACCUAAAAUUUGAUAAAAUGAACUAGAAUGAUAUGCUACGUAAUUAGUUUGAGAGA
Molecule: messenger RNA, 2457 nt
Organism: Panicum virgatum (switchgrass)
Lineage: Eukaryota; Viridiplantae; Streptophyta; Magnoliopsida; Poales; Poaceae
Product: NAD-dependent protein deacetylase SRT1
Exons: 15
Coding region: 709-1863 (384 amino acids)
Molecular function (GO): NAD+ binding
Source: RefSeq, a predicted model, not a curated record